This is a messenger RNA of Sphaerodactylus townsendi, 851 nucleotides long. It is a transcript of the gene SS18L2, whose product is annotated as SS18 like 2. The record is from RefSeq and is a predicted model, not a curated record. Lineage: Eukaryota; Metazoa; Chordata; Lepidosauria; Squamata; Sphaerodactylidae. Gene Ontology annotation, cellular component: nucleus. The transcript is spliced from 3 exons. Gene Ontology annotation, molecular function: transcription coactivator activity. The coding region runs from base 106 to 348 and encodes 80 amino acids. Gene Ontology annotation, biological process: positive regulation of transcription by RNA polymerase II.
GAAGUCGCGCGGAGGUUUGAUGUAAGAAGCAGCUACCAAUCCCUGCCAGGCCGGACGUGUUGCUCCUGGCGUCCAUUGCGCUUGUAGCCUGACAGCAGUGCCGCCAUGUCGGUGGUUUUUGUGCCGGAGAAGCUGCGGAGCAAAGUGGAGGUGAACCAAGAGACACUGCAGCGGCUGCUUGAAGAAAACGAUCAGUUGAUUCGCUGUAUUGUUGAAUAUCAGAAUAAAGGAAGAGCUGCAGAGUGCGUGCAGCACCAACACACUUUGCACAGAAAUCUGAUUUAUUUGGCUACCAUCGCUGAGGCGUCUCCUUCUCCUGGUACAGAGAAGACCGCAGAUAGUGUCUGAGCACAAAUGCCUGCCUGGAGAAAGAACGAAAGGAAUCCAUCUGGAAGAGCCAGCAGUCGAAGAAAUGCCAUGCCUUUGGCAAUAGCCAGCUGAAUUGUGCUGCUUUGCCAGUAAAUACACUUUUUGUACUCUCAGAAAGAAAUGGCGAAGCACACAGUAAACAUAGGACACAGUAUGAUGUCUAAUGGAGCAUCAUGGAAGAUUCGCUAAGGGUGCCUGUUGGAAAGCUACGCAGAGGGGUUGAGCUUGCUCCACAGUAAGGAGCCGGAGACGUUGUGAUGUAAUGCCUUGCUAGUCUUUGAGGGAUAAGACUUAAUACUGCACAUGAAAACGACGAAGAGCAGGCCAGUUCUUCACUCAACCUUUGUUUCUUCAAACAGUGGCAUAAUUAUGCUAUGCUGCCAGUAGAGGGCAUCACUAAACUUUAAUAUAUUCCCCUUCCUGUAUUGAUUUUUAUCUACAAUAUAGGUAAUGUAGUCAAUAAUAAAACUGUGCAAAUCUGA